Molecule: messenger RNA, 960 nt
Organism: Medicago truncatula (barrel medic)
Lineage: Eukaryota; Viridiplantae; Streptophyta; Magnoliopsida; Fabales; Fabaceae
Exons: 2
Coding region: 86-754 (222 amino acids)
Source: RefSeq, a predicted model, not a curated record
CACCUCACAUUCAUCAAACUCUUAUCUUUUCUGAUAAUUUCCAUGAAUGACUUGUUUUUAGUUUCCAUUUCUCUUAUUUGUUGUGAUGAAACUUAGAGCAGCCAUGGCCUCUGAAAUAGAACAACUAUCUAGGAUAUUCCUAUAUGUCAAUCUCUUCUCUCUCUCGGCUUCAUAUUCGAUGGCUGAGCCAAUUCCGGCUGUUUGGCCAGAGCAGUUUCAUGCCUUAAUGUUCAUGAACAAGAGCGGAGUCCUGCAAAAAGUGGACUUAUGGUACGACUGGCCUAACGGUCGAAACUUCAACAUCAUCCAAAAUCAACUCAAUGAUGUCGUCGUUUACGACCUCGAAUGGACCAACGGUACCUCCUUCAUCUACACUCUCCAUCCCUCAGACCGCCAUUGCAAGGUUGUCCACUUUCCUGUCGGUAUUCUCUGUCCUAAUUUUCUUGACGACGCUACGUAUUUAGGUCAAGAACAUGUUGAUAAUUUCCUUUGUAAUGUUUGGACGAAAGUUGAUUUCAUUGUGUACUAUGAAGAUGUUCUCACUCGUAGACCUGUUAAGUGGUUCUUCUACUCAGAUGGAGGAUAUACUGCUCAUGUGAUGACAUUUGAGGUUGGAGCAGUGCUUGAGGAUCCGCAUUGGCAGGCUCCUAUAUACUGCUUCAAUCAGACUGAGAUAAUAAUAAUAGAAUCCACUACUGUUCAUGAGGAUUUUGGGAGUUUGAUGAGAGGCGAAGUUGAUGCUGCUGCUGCAUAAGCUUAAGUGUUUGUAAUUAUGAAAAUGGUUCAUGAUGUAUAUGCCUAUUCUAUUUCUGUUUUGGUGAUAGGUAGUGAUUGUUUAGUCUUCUUGGGAUGCAUGAACCAUUGUUUUCUAAAUAAAUGGUUUAUCGGGUAGAAAUGCACAAGUAGAUUAUCUUCAUUUUUAUAAACUAUAUUUUGGGAAUCGAUCUUUGCUUGUAGAAA